Molecule: messenger RNA, 2391 nt
Organism: Dreissena polymorpha
Lineage: Eukaryota; Metazoa; Mollusca; Bivalvia; Myida; Dreissenidae
Exons: 9
Coding region: 118-1539 (473 amino acids)
Source: RefSeq, a predicted model, not a curated record
UCUGAUAAAAACGAGUUAAGCGGUUUGUGCGUCAUAUAGGGGCAAUUAAACACCUGAAUAGAAAUGAACAAACGGAUAUUAGAUUGAGGCAAAACAAUCUAGAAAUAUUUAUGUAACAUGUCGCAGUGUUUUAUUUUCCCAGUGCAGUUAAAAAUUAGAUGUUGUGUGCAUGACAUCGAUAUAUUUGUUGUUUAUUUCAUCCUAAAGAGGAGGUAUUGUGAGCAGAGAGAAGAAAUGAGUCAAUAUGGACAUAUCCUCCUAGCGGUGUACAUUUUCUUAUUUGGAAACGCAUCUUGUUUUGUUUCAGUUCCAUUUGUGCGCGGCCCGGACCCCUGGUCCGACGAGACCGGGUUACUGAAGAUCCAGUAUUACUGCAACUUCCGCGCACCACAAGUAGGCUUGGUCACCAGCGAGUCGGCGAGAUUGUUAGUAAUUUUCAAUCAAGAAGUACAGGAUAUCUUGAACUGGAACAUGCUCACUCUGUCCCCCGCAAGCGUCAACAGGUCGGACAAGGUGUUCGUCCUGACAAACGAAAACAACACGGACUUCACCAACUUCCAGUGGUCCUUCCACGUGGUAUGGAAAGGUGACAUCGAUUAUGGUCCUCCCGUCCGCACCUCCUCCCCCGCACCCACUGGAACAUGUCAGCUUGGCACCGAUCUUGUCACAGUUCCGAUUGAGCGUGGCUCAAAGCCGUGGUCCGAAGGGUCCGGUUUACUUAGGAUCCAGUAUUACUGCAACUUCCGCGCACCACAAAUAGGAUUGGUUGCCGGCAGGAUGGCGGUAUUGUUAGUUAUGUUCAAUCAAGACGUGCAAGAUGUCGUGAACUGGAAUAUGAUCACUUUGUCGCCCGCAAGUGCCAACCGGUCGGCUAAGGUGUUCGUACUGACAAACGAAAACACAACGGACUUGACCAACUUCCAGUGGUCCUUUCACGGAAUCUGGAAAGGAUUCAUCACCAAUCCUGAACCCACGGGCACGUGUCAAAUUUUCAACGGAAAUGCGGCUUCUACCACUCUAGCGCCUGCGUCCAUCACUCAAGCGCCUGAAUCACGAUCAGUUUCUACAUCUGGAUACGUCGGCAUUGGGAUUGGUGUCUUUGUGUUGGUUCUCAUAGCGGUAGCGGUUAUUGUCAUCGCGUACAAGAAACGCCGAAGACAGCUGCAUACUGAAGAUCCAAAUUUCCGGUACUCUCCAAAAGCUGAUAAAUGUGAUAUGUCUGCAGACACGGAAAAUAUACCACAGCCCGUUCCACAUGGUGUCAAACAGAAGCGCAUACAUUCAUACCUCGAGUUGGAUGGUGCCGUUUAUGAUGAAAUAGGGGACGUUGAUAGCUCAAUAUUGCCGCCUAGACGAGCCCUGCCUUCUCCCCCGGGCGCAAAGAGCAGCGCAGACGACGAGUACCUUACAGUGGUAUCUCCUUUGCUCCCUAGGGACAUACCAGCACCACUUAAUACAAAGGACGAUCUGUUACUCCCAGUGCGUGUCACUUCGUACGAAAUACCAACUACAACAGAUAGUUCAGUGUCAACAUUGUAAACAAGUAUUACUUAAAGUAAACUGAAGAUAAGAUAUAUACCCUUAUACCAUUGUUUCUUCAGGUUAAAAAUUGUUUUUAAACAAUAAUAAAAUGAUUUGUAUUCACUCAAACACUCGCUAUAUGUAAAUUGUAAAAUAACAUAUAACUAAUUAAAGUAACAUAAAUCCUCAAAAUCAACGAGUAUUUCGCACAAUAUUUCGUAAAAUAAAUUAAACCCAUAAAAAUCAGUGUUCCUUAUAGAAAUUACCAAAAAUUCAACGCUAGAUUUGGCAUGGUGACAUAGAUUUAACGAUAUACAAAAUGCUCUUUCUUAUUUUUGGUGGCACAAUAUAUCCCAUUUUAAUUUCUUGCGACGAUAUAUAUUCAUACGACACACGAACACUAAUAUGGUACAUGAACAUGUGUUUGAUAUACUGUCCCACACACAAAAUAAUUGGGUAUAUUGCUAAAUCUAUGUUACCAGAGGACAUUUGGCGUUGACAAUUUGGCUAUUGCUAUAAGGAACAUUGAUUUUGUAUACUAUUAUGUGUAAACCUUAUUUUUCGAAAUAGUGUACGAAAUAUUCGUCGUUUUUGACUGUUAAUUGGAUUUUAAGACUUAAUAACUCAAAUCGAUGUAUGAAGGUCAAAUAUCAACUUCUGUUGCCUACACUAUUAAGGGAAAACGUGAAGCAGAGUAGUAAGUACUUUUCUUAAGCGAACUUAAUAUUAAAAAUUAUUAUUAUAAUAUUAACUGUAUUGUUAUAUAUAUAUUGCAUGCAAUAUUUUUGCUUCUUAUAAUGAUUUGGGGGGGGGGGGCUUAAAUUGCUUACAUUUGCCAAAAAUAAUGUGGUAACGCAUAUGAAUUUGAUU